AUGAAAUUACAUGUCCCUGCAGAAACUGUAAGCGGAAAUGGAAAUGAGGAAGCUGAUGUCGCAAAUGGUGACGAUGAAAUGCCUGAUAAUGAAGACACGGUUGAAGAAGUUCCUAAAAGAACGCGUGGAAAAACCACUAUGGAUAAAGUCCAUACAAGGCCAUUUGAGAAAAGAGUUGAAGUGAAAAUGAAUGAUCGGUUUCAACCUAUUUCAGACAAUGACAAAGUCAUGUCUGAAUUUGGUUACUUUCUUGGAACACUGAAGAAGAGUGUUCCACUAACUUAUAAAUCUUGGAGAGAUGUUCCUGACAGUUUGAAGACAACAUUGUUGAACUAUGUUAAGCAACGAUAUAUUAUUCCUGAAGAACUUGAAGAAUGGGUGCUGAAGUCGAUUAAUGCGGCUUGGAGGGGGUAUAAGUGUCGUCUUAAAACAGCACACUAUUGGACUUAUGUUACCAAUGAGGAGAGGCUGGAAAAUAGACCUGACCACAUUCCCCUCGAGGAUUUCAAACUGCUCUUGCAGUAUUGGGGAGAUGAGAAGAUUCAGUACAAGGCAAGAAAAAAUGCUGUAAGUCGGCAAAAGUAUGUGGACACACACACUGCUGGUCCAAAAUUAUUCUCCCAAAUUCGACAUAAAUUGGCCAACGAAUCAGAUGCAGCACUUUUUGCCAAGACGCGUAAGCGAAAUAAUGAUCGCGACUACAAGACUGAUGGGAAAGUGACUACGUUCGUAGUUGACAAAAUUGAAAAGGUUUUGGGGAAAGAUUUAUCAGGACAAGCUGAAGGUGUUGAUGAACUUCUAUUGGAUGGAAAAGCACAUGGUCCAUCAUGGCUUUUAGGGAGAUGUCCUAAGUCUGCUAAUUCUUCAAGUUCUGGCAUGAAGGAAUCGCAGAUAAGUGAAUUAACAGCAAAGAUAAGACAGGAUGUUGUUGCUGAAAUGGAUGAAAAGCUGAAGAAGAAGGUCCAAGAUGAAGUCGAUGCCAAGGUGAAUAAGAAGGUGCAGGAGAACCUUAGUUGGGUGCUUAAGAAAUUAGGGGAAGCGAAUCCUGGCAUCAACGUCAAUUUGGCAGAGCUUUGUGCAACAAUGUCAACAGACAAUGAAGGCACUCCUCUUAAUGAAAAUGACACUCCGCUUACUAGAGGUGGCAGUUCUUAGAGAUGGUUUUUAACUGCUGAUUCUCUACUUUUGCUUGUCGAAGUUAACUAUUUAAUUAUAGUAUUUCGCUACUUUUGGAAGUCGAAGUAAAUUGGUUAACUGUUUGAAGUAGUAAGGUUUACUACUGGAUGGAUGUUAUUAGACUGGAUGUUAUUAGACAUUAAAGUAGUUUAUGUUUGUGGUUGGAUGUUUGGUUUGUUUUUAUUGAUGGGAUGAUUUGGUAUUGAUGGAAUUAUAAUAUCAGGUUAUUUUA
Daucus carota subsp. sativus is the source of this 1408-nucleotide messenger RNA. RefSeq lists its product as uncharacterized. The coding region runs from base 1 to 1155 and encodes 384 amino acids. The record is from RefSeq and is a predicted model, not a curated record. The transcript is spliced from 6 exons. NCBI's taxonomy places the organism in Eukaryota, Viridiplantae, Streptophyta, Magnoliopsida, Apiales, Apiaceae.